Pieris rapae (cabbage white) is the source of this 2525-nucleotide messenger RNA. RefSeq lists its product as uncharacterized. The transcript has 8 exons. Lineage: Eukaryota; Metazoa; Arthropoda; Insecta; Lepidoptera; Pieridae. The coding region runs from base 129 to 1853 and encodes 574 amino acids. The record is from RefSeq and is a predicted model, not a curated record. Gene Ontology annotation, molecular function: protein binding.
AAUAUCGACCCGCGAGGCAUCAGUCACGGGGACAGCGUCGAAGUCGGUACACUACGCAUCGCUAGUGUAAAUCUAAACAUCUUUGCAGUGUCGUUUGUGAUAGAGUGGCGUAGUGUUAAAGUGGCAAAAUGGUGAUGUGUUUUUGGGUGUUUUUAAACUUGUGCGCGUUGUGGUGGGCGGGUGCGAGUGCGCGGUCGCUAGAUCCAAGUGCGUGCGCGGCGCGCUUUGACGUGCAGCGCGAUAAGAUCAUCCGGACGGAGGAAUCGCGAGAGAUGGGCGCGCGAUACCUAGCUGAGCUAGACGUAGGAGCACGCCCAGAGUGCUUGCGCCUCUGCUGCGAGACUGACAGCUGCGAUGUCUUCGUGUUUGAGGAAAAGAGCCCUGGCAGUUGUUAUCUAUUCGCCUGUGGACCGCCCGAAGACUUUCGUUGCAAAUUCACGGCUCAUGGCAACUUCAGCAGCGGCGUACUGGCAAUCAGUCGCCGCCUCGCAGAGUUACAGGACCAGGAGCGUCUAGCGCCAUUAAGGCACCAACUUGCCGACUUAAGCCGCGGGCGUAGCACGUCUACGACUCCGACACCACCGCUGGCACCUCACCCACCGCCUCGUCCGACUCCAUCGCAUUCAUCCCCACGAGUUGCUGCUACCUCCACGCACUGCAGCCGUUACCAGUUCGCGUGCGCUACUGGCGGCGAAUGUGUGGCAGUAUACAAUGCCUGUGAUGGUGUUCCUCAAUGUGCAGAUGGCAGCGAUGAAGCACCUGAGCUCGCUUGCCCACAGGCACCAGGUCCACCAGUUCCUGCUACCACAGCCGCACCACCGCCCACACUCACGCAAGUGCGACUCGAAUCCGAAGUAGACACUGGCGGUGAUCUCAGCGUUGCGGAAGCGGCAGCGGUAGCAGAUGCGGCUGAGCUCUGGCCUCAUCGUCUGACGCAAGCACAGCCACAACAUCACUAUAACGACGCAGCGGUACCUGCCCCGGUGACAGGGGAUGCAGCAACAGGCCCACAUAUUUUUAGUCACACAGGUGGCUUGGUGCAACAAUUAGGCGAGCCAGCGGCGCCAGGGCUCAGUUGGGCGCGUCACUCUUGGCCUCAACCACAUCGAGCUGAACCUGAAUGGCCCCCUCAACAGCCAGCCGCACCUCCUGGCUAUUGGCCUGACACCGAACGCAUUUGGUCACCGCAUCGCCUUCCACCCGCUUCAGCACAGAGAGUAAUGGAGCAAAGGGACAGUGCAAUGGACAACACAAUGCCUGAGCUGCCAUUAAUAUAUGGAGGAGACCGUGGCGCAGUGCUACGAGAUUCGCCCAAGAAAGGUUUUGAGCUGAUGGCGGCCGCCGAUCGUGUACCGUAUACGCCACCGCCUUCGCUACCACCUAGAGCGAUGGUUCCAAACGCUGUGAUGCAGCCAAACGCACCACAUCCCCAGCAGACCAUACCAAUAGAGCAUUCGCCUACACCACUCGAAAACACCACCAAGAAAAAAGUUCUUAAAGACAUACAACCAGAGUUAGAUAACACGAUUGCGGCUGCGAAUCAAAAUGGGAAGCUAGCGGUACCAACCGAGCAAGAGCGUUCAAAACAGGUCAAACAACGGGCUCCAACUGAGCAGCAUGGAGAUAUCGGAAGAGUUGAUAUGGGUCAGCACGAGCAUUGGGCCAGUGAUGAGCACGAAGGUCUCAGCGAACACCCGCCUGCUGCCCUGAUGCUACUUGUUCUCGGCACUCUGCUAACCGCGGCGUUGGGCGCGUUGGCGGGCUGUCGGCUGCGUGCUGCAUCACGCCGCCGUCGCCAUCACAAGCGGUAUGCGCUCGAUGCAGAUUACCUCGUCAACGGCAUGUACCUUUAGCCGCAAAAUACCAUGCCUACAUGAGCUUCUGGGCCCACAUAUCAGUUUAAUAUCUGGAAAGGGAAACCAAAUAUUCCACGUCUCUUUCGGAGAGAGCAUGCACUCUUUGUCAGUUUUGUUAAGCGCAUACGCAAUUUAGGACAUUACCUAGAACAUAAAAAAAUAUGGAGUCGCAUUUGCUUUUGAAUAUAGCUAGUUAGGUACAAUGUUGUAAUGUUAAUACGCAAAUAUCGAAAUGUUGAAUUCAAUGUAAAUACAAAAUAGCAAUUAAUUAUUUACUAUUAGUGAUGUACGUAUUGCACACUGUAGUGUUAUUGAACUAAAAAACGGAGACAAUGUCUGUUUUAUACCUGUGUUGUAAUUUGUUAUAAGAAUAUGUAAAUAAUGUAAAAACAUUUCUUAAACUAAGUAAUCCUAUAUAUGUGUAGAUACUUUAUAACAUUUAAAUAGGACGGAGGGUCGUAAGCCUCCCCACAGUCCGUGGUUACGGUGGACCUAACUUUUGAAAUUAAUUGGAAACGCGUACGAAGUGACCUGUUAUAGAUUAAAAAUUUAAUCCUAUAAUUUUUGUAAUAUCAAUACUAAAGUAAAUCAUGUGUAAUACGAUUGCCUAAAACUAUAUUUUAACGGUGACAUUAUUAUAAGAGACUAUUAAAUGAUUAUUUUGUUUCU